Messenger RNA from Limulus polyphemus (Atlantic horseshoe crab), 1020 nucleotides. RefSeq names its product Down syndrome cell adhesion molecule-like protein Dscam2. The coding region runs from base 1 to 1020 and encodes 339 amino acids. The record is from RefSeq and is a predicted model, not a curated record. Lineage: Eukaryota; Metazoa; Arthropoda; Merostomata; Xiphosura; Limulidae. Gene Ontology annotation, cellular component: neuron projection. The transcript is spliced from 3 exons.
AUGGUACAAGUGUUGCCUAUAAACUACAAUUCUCAGCUGGUCAUGGUACAAGAGUUGUCUAGAAACUACAAUUAUCAGCUGGUCAUGGUACAAGUGUUGUCUAGAAACUACAAUUAUCAGCUGGUCAUGGUACAAGUGUUGUCUAGAAACUACAAUUAUCAGCUGGUCAUGUUUAAAAACUACAAUUCUCAGCUGGUCAUAGUACAAGUGUUGUCUAGAAACUACAAUUAUCAGCUAGUCAUGGUACAAGAGUUGUCUAAAAACUACAAUUCUCAGCUGGUCAUGGUACUAGUGUUGUCUAGAAACUACAAUUAUCAGCUGGUCAUGUUUAAAAACUACAAUUCUCAGCUGGUCAUGGUACAAGUGUUGUCUAGAAACUACAAUUCUCAGCUGGUCAUGGUACAAGAGUUGUCUUUUAAACUACAAUUCUCAGCUGGUCUUGAACCAAGCGAGGAUAUAUCUCCGGCCAUAAUGGACAGUAGACCAAAGGUUACCGUAAAAGUUAAAGAGACUGCGCUCAUUCCUUGCGCUGGACAAGGCCAUCCACCUCCACAACAUACUUGGUACCGCGAAAAAGGAUCGGAAUGGAUUCUGGCCACUUCAUGGCCCCGAGCUCGACAAGUGGAAGGGACUUUAUGGGUAGAUGACGUACAGAUUGAAGAUGAAGGACACUAUCAUUGUGUAAUAAAUAAUACCUUAGGCAAAAAAGCCGUUCAAACGAUAUUAACAGUAUCAGCUCCAUUAAAAGUGCGUAUAGAGCCUCACUCCUUGGUGAUGUUGACUGGAGGAACUGCAACAUUAACAUGUGUCGUUUCCGGUCAUCCGGUGGAUUCCAUAGUGUGGAUGAAAAACUUUCAGUCUUUAGAACCUGACGGUCGGACCUACUUCCGUUCACGCAAAGUUCUUCACAUCAAAGCUGUCACAAGGUCUGACCAGGGGAUGUAUCAGUGCUUCGUCUUUAGUAAUGGUAACAGUGUACAGGGAACAGCACAGCUUGUUGUCAGUGGUAGGUCUAUGUAA